GGCGGCGCGGCCCGGGGAGGCGCCCGCGGGGCGUGAAUAAAGGGCGGCGGGGCGGGGAGGGACGAGGCGGCGGCGCUCCGGGAAGCGGCGGUGCUCCGGGGAGCGGGGCCGGCGGCGGGGGAACCGGGCCGCCGCCGCCAUGACCAGGGCGCAGCUGACUCGGACGGGGAUCCUGCGGAUGGCGCUGGGCGGUGAUGGCGGCGCCGCCGACCCGCUGCUGCCGGCGGAGGGCGGCGGGGUCCGGCGGGCCCCCUUUCUGCUGCGGGCCUUGCGCAUCGCCGUGGUGGUUUGCCUCUACUGGUUCACCUCCAUCGCCAUGGUCUUCCUCAACAAGUACUUGCUGGACAGCCCCUCGCUGCGUCUCGAUGCCCCGGUCUUCGUCACCUUCUUCCAGUGUGCCCUUACGGCCGCCCUCUGCCUUGGCCUCAGCCUGGGGGCCGCCUGCGGGUCCCCCUGCCCCGGCCUGCCAGCCCUCCGCCUCGACCUCAAGGUGUGCCGCAGCGUCCUGCCCCUCUCUGCUGUCUUCAUUGGCAUGGUCACCUCCAACAACCUCUGCCUCAAGCAUGUCGGUGUGGCUUUCUACAACGUGGGGCGCUCCCUCACCACUGUCUUCAAUGUGCUGCUCUCCUACCUGCUCCUCAAGCAGACUACCUCCAUCUACGCCCUCCUGGCUUGUGGAGUCAUCAUAGGUGGCUUCUGGCUGGGUGUUGACCAGGAAGGAGCAGAGGGCACUCUGUCAUGGACAGGUAUAUUCUUUGGGAUAUUAGCAAGCCUGUGUGUCUCGCUCAAUGCCAUCUACACCAAGAAGGUGCUGCCUGUGGUGGAUGGUAGCAUCUGGCGCCUGACCUUCUACAACAACGUCAAUGCUUGUGUCCUGUUCUUCCCGCUCAUGAUGCUGCUGGGCGAGUUCCGCACCCUCUACCACUUUGACAAGCUGGGAAGCCCCAGUUUUUGGGGUAUGAUGACCCUGGGGGGAGUGUUUGGCUUUGCCAUUGGGUAUGUGGCUGGACUUCAGAUUAAGUUCACUAGCCCACUCACCCACAAUGUGUCUGGGACAGCCAAGGCCUGUGCUCAAACAGUGCUAGCUGUUAUCUACUUUGAGGAGACAAAGAGCUUCUUGUGGUGGACGAGUAACUUGAUGGUUCUGGGGGGCUCCUUUGCCUACACAUGGGUGAAAGGGCUGGAGAUGAGAAAGGUGCAAGAGGAUCCUAAUGUCAAAAGCAGCGAAAGAAACGAGACUGGUGUGUAGGCAGCUCCUGCCCCUCUGUUUCUGUGCCUGGGGAGUUAGCCUUCAGUGCGCCUUUCCUCCUGGGGAGAAGAAGAGCAAGAAGCAGGAAAAAUUUCACCUGCAAAGUAUAUGGGGAACUGUCAGUAACCAGAGCCAAAGACCUGACUGGAUUGUGUUUUAUCCACUGGAUCUCACCCUGUAUUGGAGUUGAGGAGAGCAUGUGUUAUGGAGAGCGAUAAUUUUUUUUGUCACCGUUUUUUAAAAUGGAUGUUGAUAUUGACCUAAUGUGAGCAAUUUGCAUCUCUGUGGGGGUGGGCUCGUAGCAAACAGACUGGGAUGGGAGCUUUGUGUAGUUAGGGAUCUGGAAUUAACUGAAUGAACGCAAUCUGAAGUUAUAAAAUCCUGAACCUCCAUGUAAGGAAGGGGCAGGUAGCCAGGCUGUUGGGGACAGACUCCAGUAAACUGUUCUGCUGUAAAAGGCUUGGCAACAGCCAUUCUUUCUAUUGCCCUGUUCAAUGCAAAGGAUGGAAAAUUCCCUCCCUUCUGGUUCUGCUUAAGCCUAAGCAGCAGCAGUGCCUCCAAAUCUCCUUUCUGAGUCAGUAUCGCAUCCUGCUGAGGUCUCUUUUCUAUUUUUCUCCACCUGGUUUGGGAAAAUAAUGCCAAGAAGCAGGAAUGAAACUUCUCAUUCCCUCUGUGCGGUGUCCUGCGGAGGGAGAGCAUGUGCUCUCAAGUGGCCUUUCUCAGGGAGGUGUGAGCUUGGCCUCCGCCUCCCUUGGCGAUGAGCAGGAGGGAAGAGUUACUCUGAAGCGCUUGCUUCUGUAGGGUGGAGAUCCCAGUUCAUGGGGUUCACAGCACGUGUCCUUUUUACCCUCUGCAUAGGUAGUUUGCAUUUGAAAGUGGGAUUCUUGCUAGUUAGGCUUGUUUGGGGGGGACUUAUUCCACACCUACUAUGCAUCUCCUGUGGUGUUUGCAGUUUGUCUUUUGGUUUGUUCCUUUUAAACACUCCACUGUGGCCAGCUCAGUGACUCCUUUACACAUACCCCUGAAAUCCUAGUUUUGCUUAGCUGCAUCAAUCCCUUUACCUGAAACUUGCUGCUGAACAGUUAGUUCUGUAGAAAUCUCUGCCCCUCCAUCUGCUCUCAUGCAAAUGCCACUUGAGGGUGCUCUACAGCUGUGACUUCUGAUUCCAGGGGUCAGGAGCAACACGCUGUAGUGCGCUGUGAUGUUGCACCAGCUUUCUAAACCCCUGGCCCCUUUAAAGGGUCGGUUGAAGAGAUGCUGGGCGGUUGAUGUGAUGGCUUUGUACCCUGACCCACCGGUCCUAUGUGAUGUACCCUGCUCCCAUGUGUGAUGUCUGGACGCUCCAUUUCUGCCUGAAAUAUGUUCCUAUCUAAUUUUGGGGGCUCCUGCUCCAGGUUUCACGACCACAGGUACCUUUUCCCCUUUUCAGUGCAGGGUGCCACCUGGCGUCCCUGAAUUAUUUUUUUUUUUUUUUAAAUGGGAACUGACGUUUUUAAUGCCGCACUUACUGACUUGUAACGGCCAAAUCUGCUGAAUAAAGUCGGGAGGUGGCUA
Molecule: messenger RNA, 2803 nt
Organism: Phalacrocorax carbo (great cormorant)
Lineage: Eukaryota; Metazoa; Chordata; Aves; Suliformes; Phalacrocoracidae
Source: RefSeq, a predicted model, not a curated record